Messenger RNA from Gongylonema pulchrum, 828 nucleotides. NCBI's taxonomy places the organism in Eukaryota, Metazoa, Nematoda, Chromadorea, Rhabditida, Gongylonematidae. The record is from the annotation of a GenBank genome assembly.
AAGCGUAAGCGUCGAAGUUUACUUCGAGAAUUGGCUCAGAAGGGUAAUGUUUCGCCAUCAGAGAUCAUUGAGCAAGCCCGUGAAUUGGAGCUGCAAUAUAGCACUGCUUGUGAAGCAACUAGAUCGAGCUACGCUGCAGAACGGCGGUCUGAUUUUUCACUUGAUUUUGCUCGUUUUGUAGAAUCACGCAUGUUGUUGAAUGAGCAUCUGAAAAUGGAAGCUGCGGAGGAAGAUGGAAGUGCACGAGGAGCCAAUCUGUUAAGCAGUGAGCUUCGCAAGAUAGAUAGUGUUGCAGAUGAUCAGGAUGCUGUUGGAUCAGUGAAUGUCAAAGAGCAGCAGCCCAAUAGUGUUGCGGAUGAUCAGGAUGCUGUUGGAUCAGUGAGUGUCAAAGAGCAGCAGCCCAGUGAGAUGACUGAUCUGUUGCAGAUGUCAGAUGUUGCUGUCCUUACGAGCAAUCGUCUUAGACCCUUCGGGCCUAUGAAUAUUUUUGUAAAUAUCAUAUACCAGCAAAUGCUCCGUGAUGCAAUGGUUAAAAGAAGCAACAGUGUGACUGGAGUGCGCCGGCAUUAUCCAAACUAUCAAGAACGAUUGAAAUUAUUGGCAGAUUACUGCUCCGUACGGUCGUCGAUGACGGACUGUGACGAGCAGCCGCAGACUAACGAAUCUGACGAGCAGCUGGAACAUUUGCGCGAUACGGUAGCGAUGGAGCUUGGGACUGUUUUGACAAAGACUUUCUGGCCUAAAACUUUUACCGGCGACGAUAAAUUAGAGUUGUUUCUUGAUGUUAUUGGGAAAUUCCUUGGCGUUAAACACUUCAGUUGGGGAUGA